AUUCGCAAUCAUGGCUUCCCCCCAGAGCCAUAAGCCGCGCCGGCGGAGGAAGAUCGAGGAAGGCUCGCUCGCUCACGUCACACACGGCACACUCGACCUAGAUCAGAGCACCAAUGCUCGAAAGCCCGCAUUCCCGCUCGUUGCGUUCCUUUGGCCUGCAAAAGGCACAGUAUCGCAAUGGGUCACGAUACCUCUGAUCCUCAUGGCUGCUGGCCUCUUUCGAUGGACUACCGGACUGUGGGAAUACUCUGGGUUUCAAUCGCCACCAAUGCACGGGGACUUUGAAGCUCAGCGACAUUGGAUGGAACUCACGAAGCACCUUCCAGUCUCGCUGUGGUACUUCUACGAUUUGGAAUGGUGGGGCCUAGACUAUCCUCCUAUGACUGCAUACCACAGCUGGCUGCUAGGAGUCAUUGGCUCUGCCAUCAACCCAGAAUGGUUUGCCCUCGACGAAUCGCGAGCGCUCGACGACCCGUCGCUGAAGAUAUACAUGCGAGCCACUGUUUUCAUCACCGAGUACCUCACAUACAUCCCGGCAGUAAUUAUCUUCCUCCGCCGGUUUUCUCGGGCCGAGGGGGUGAAUGUGUGGGAAGCAUCCAUUGCUCUGGUCGCAAUCCUGAUGCAACCUGCGACUAUGCUCAUCGACCACGGUCACUUUCAAUAUAAUACGGCUAUGCUUGGCCUUACUCUCGCAAGCAUGUCUAGUAUGCUGGCGAAGCGGUACUUGUGGAGCUGCGUCUUCUUCGUUGGCGCGCUUGGCUUCAAGCAGAUGGCCUUGUUCUACGCUCCGGCUGUCUUUGCGUACCUCCUUGGGAUAUGCGUCUUCCCAAAGAUCAACCUCCUUAGGCUUCUGACGAUCGCCUUAGUCACGGUCGCUUCCUUCGCCUUGCUCUAUUUACCUUUCCUCCUUGGCAUUGUAUACGAUACGUACAAGGGUGUUCCUCAGAGAGAUCUCCCGUUACCGCCGGUUCUUGCCUCUUUUCCAAUCCAGUUGCACGACGAGGCUUGGUACUACCCCACCAUUCUACAACUAGCGCAGUCAGUGCACCGGAUCUUCCCGUUCGCUCGAGGACUGUUCGAAGACAAGGUCGCCAACAUCUGGUGCGCGAUCCAUACCUUUUAUAAGCUCCACCAGUAUCCGACCCCUUUUCUUCAACGAGCCGCGCUCAUCGCUACGACUGCUGCGAUUGGCCCGCCAUGUCUCAUCAUUUUUUUAAAGCCGAAGAAAGAGCUUAUGCCUCUUGCCCUGGCGGCCACAUCCUGGGCGUUCUUCCUCUGCUCAUACCAGGUUCACGAAAAGAACGUUUUGCUCCCACUGCUCCCAAUGACGGUCCUGUUGAGCGGACAUAACGGCCUUCUACCUUCGAUUCGCGCAUGGGUUGGACUCGCUAACAUGCUCGGGGUCUGGACCAUGUUUCCAUUGCUGAAGAGGGAUGAGCUGAGAGUGCCUUACUUUGUCUUGUCGCUCCUAUGGGCAUACCUCCUCGGACUACCUCCGGUGUCCUUCUCCGCAUACCACGAGGGAGCCUCGGGCGGACUCGGUCUUUUAACGAAGAUCCUUCACUUGAACAUCUAUGUGGGCAUCGUUGGUUGGCACGCCGUGGAAGCGUUCGUUUCCCCACCGAGCAGCAAACCAGAUAUGUGGGUUGUGGCAAAUGCCAUCCUCGGCGCUGGCGGGUUCGGUAUCUGUUAUCUUUGGUGCCUAUGGACGCUCUUGUGGAAGAGUGAGCUUUUGGGGAAGGCUAGCACAAAGGCGAAGAGCAAGACGCAGUAAAGGAAAGGGCGAUGCUUCACGUUUUCGAUUACCAGGCAUUUUUUAAGUUACAGAUACCCAUUUCUUACCGGACGUUGGAGGGAAGAUUCAGGUUCCAUUCAUGUACAAGUAUGGCAUACAUAUAACCACGUCUAGUGCUCCCGCAAUGCCCGACGCCGUCCCAUGCUGUGUAUUGUACAUGCCUCCCGUUGGCAGUUAUAGUACACCAGUUCCACCACGGACUCGUAUCAUAUCUUGAAUCCGUACCCAGCCAUGCAGUCUUUGUACUUCGUUACGAGGUCGGCACACUCUUCUUGGGCGUUGUUCGAGCUGGAGA
Messenger RNA from Trematosphaeria pertusa, 2090 nucleotides. Its product is annotated as glycosyltransferase family 57 protein. The transcript has 2 exons. Gene Ontology annotation, cellular component: endoplasmic reticulum membrane. The coding region runs from base 11 to 1774 and encodes 587 amino acids. The record is from RefSeq and is a predicted model, not a curated record. Gene Ontology annotation, molecular function: dolichyl pyrophosphate Man9GlcNAc2 alpha-1,3-glucosyltransferase activity. Lineage: Eukaryota; Fungi; Ascomycota; Dothideomycetes; Pleosporales; Trematosphaeriaceae. Gene Ontology annotation, biological process: protein N-linked glycosylation.